AGUCGAUUUGAGACGGACCCACUGGCGAUGCUUUAACCCAACCCCUUCCUUUUCUAACGCAGUUUUAGGCCAGCACUUUUGGUUAUGUUAACCCACUGUAAUCUGUUUAAAAACACCUUAUACCCACUUCCACAAGAGCUACAGCAAUUCUGCGGUGUUUGUAAGCUGGCGUCCUUACCAGCAAUAUGGGCUCUGAAGAUCUGGACGAAACCGUGGAGAAGAUCCUGAACGGAGAAGGACUGGAGGUCACAGGUUUCGAUUCGGUGCCCGAGCAGCUGAGGCCCGUCGCCCUGAGGAAGACUGUGUGCUACAUAGUGAGCGCGGUCAUCUUUAAUGCGAAGGAGGAGGUGCUGAUGGUGCAGGAGGCGAAGAGGGAGUGCUACGGACACUGGUACCUCCCCGCAGGCCGUAUGGAGCUGGGGGAGAGUAUUCAGGAGGCUGUGCAGAGGGAGGUCAGAGAAGAGGCCGGAGUGGACUGUGAGCUGGUCACUUUGCUGCUGGUGCAGGAACAGGGGCCGCGGUGGAUCCGCUUCACCUUCCUCGCUGAGGUUACAGGUGGGAAUCUGAAGACGACAGCUGAGGCUGACUCGGAGUCCCUGCAGGCUCAGUGGUGGGAUCGAGAGACUCCUCUUCCUCUCCGUUGCCAGGACAUCUUGACCCUUAUCGAUGCCGGCCUCAAAUAUCGCCGGAAGCCGUGGUUCCCCGUGUGCCAGCCCGUUGACCUGCCCUGCGAAGUGGUCUGUCAGAGACUGCUGCUGGCCUUCACUAACCCUAAAAACAGUGACGAGGAGCGUCUGUGGCUGUUGCUAGGCGACCACACUGUUGACGCUGAUGCGGAGAUGCUGCCUCGCCUUCCUGUGGCGGCGGUGACGCACACGGUCACGUGGGCAGGACAGCGUCUGGUCAAGAAGUGCAUGGCCUCGUCCUAUUCCGCUCUAAACGUGAAGGUCUGCGGGAUCCUGGGCGUGCAGCAUAACGGGAGAGUUCACGGCAAAACGGACGGGCUCUGUUUCAACACACUAGUGACGCUGGAGUAUUUAGACGAGGGUCUGGUAGAUCUUCACAGCCCCCCGCCUUUGGAGAGUGAGGGUUACAGAUGGCAAGAAGUGACCAAUCAGAGCCUUAAGAUGAACAUAUUGCAGAGGAUAAAAGAUGCAUCACUUCUGCCUCUGCACAGCCUCUACUGAUUGGCCGUAAUUAGGUCUUAAAGGACUGUACUAAAGGACCGGUGACUGGAUGAUUACAUUUGAAUCCAGCUUUUAAGUCGAAAUGCUCUUUGAAUGGUUUUAUAAAUGACUGUUGCAGAGCAGCAUGCUACCUCUGAAGCGACCCGUGUACUUUAGACUCAGUUUUACAAAAGCUAUUCAUCAAACUUAAUACUUGACUUGAGAAGAACUAUGGAGUUUAUACUGAAUAUACUGCACUUAUAAGGCACUAAAUGAAUUCAAAGGGAUCAGCAAUAUUAAUUUAGCCACUACUGAGCAAAACGCUUCAUGUGUUCAUGGUAGAAAACAUCUAAAUGUUCAAGAAUGAGUAGUAUUUUUUGCUUUACUGCACGAUAGCAGAUUCUGAUUGAAUGCAUUCUUGAAUGCUUGGUUUUACAGAGAGAGGUGCCGUAUAGAAAGCAUCACCUACUGUACUGAUUUAUAAUAAACUAGUUUACUUUC
This is a messenger RNA of Colossoma macropomum (tambaqui), 1667 nucleotides long. It is a transcript of the gene nudt18, whose product is annotated as nudix (nucleoside diphosphate linked moiety X)-type motif 18. The transcript is spliced from 4 exons. Lineage: Eukaryota; Metazoa; Chordata; Actinopteri; Characiformes; Serrasalmidae. The coding region runs from base 186 to 1187 and encodes 333 amino acids. Gene Ontology annotation, molecular function: 8-oxo-dGDP phosphatase activity; magnesium ion binding; 8-oxo-GDP phosphatase activity. The record is from RefSeq and is a predicted model, not a curated record.